Molecule: messenger RNA, 2445 nt
Organism: Marmota flaviventris (yellow-bellied marmot)
Lineage: Eukaryota; Metazoa; Chordata; Mammalia; Rodentia; Sciuridae
Product: protocadherin gamma-A5-like
Biological process (GO): homophilic cell-cell adhesion
Cellular component (GO): plasma membrane
Molecular function (GO): calcium ion binding
Source: RefSeq, a predicted model, not a curated record
AUGGCGAAUCUACUGAGACGCUGGGGCUGCGGAGACCUGCUUUUGUCCUUCAUGCUUCUGGGAACGCUGUGCCAGCCAGGGUCCGGGCAGAUCCGCUACUCGGUGCCCGAGGAAUUAGAGAAAGGCUCCUUCGUGGGCAAUAUCGCCGAGGACCUGGGUCUGCAACCUCACGAGCUGGUGGAGCACGGAGUCCGCAUCGUCUCCAGAGGUAGGACGCAGCUUUUCUCUCUGAACCCGCGAAGCGGCAGCUUGGUCACAGGGGAAAGGAUAGAUCGGGAGGAGCUCUGCGCUCAGAGCGCGCGGUGUCUGGUGAACUUUAACAUCUUGGUUGAGAAUAAAAUGAAAAUUUAUGGAGUAGAAGUGGAAAUAGUUGAUAUUAAUGAUAACUUUCCUAGAUUCCGGGAGGAGGAACUAAAAGUAAAAGUUAAUGAAAACGCAGCUGUGGGAACUCGCUUAGUGCUUCCCUUCGCACGAGAUGCGGAUGUGGGUGUGAACUCCCUCCAGAGUUACCAGCUGAGCACCAAUCUUCACUUCUCCCUGGACGUGAAGAGCGGAACUGACGGGCAAAAUUACCCUGAGUUAGUGUUGGAAAGGCCCCUGGACCGCGAGAAAGAGGCGAUUCACGAACUCCUUCUCACAGCCUUGGAUGGCGGAGACCCAGUACUCUCUAGCACCACGUGGAUCCGCGUGACAGUCCUGGACGCAAAUGAUAACGCGCCCCUCUUCACCCAAUCCGAAUAUAGAGUGAGUGUUCCAGAGAGCAUACCUGUGGGAACUCAGCUACUGACUCUGACCGCCACAGAUGCAGAUGAGGGAAUAAAUGGGAAAGUGACCUACUCUUUUCGCAAUGAAGAAGACAAAAUUUCGGAGACGUUCCAACUUGAUUCCACUCUGGGGGAAAUCUCAACUAUUCAAUCCCUGGACUAUGAAGAAUCCAGAUUCUACCUCAUGGAAGUGGUAGCUCAAGAUGGAGGUGCUCUUCUUGCUAGUGCUAAGGUGCUGAUCACAGUACAAGAUGUGAAUGACAAUGCCCCAGAAGUGAUACUCACUACUUUUAGCAGUUCUGUUUCUGAAGACUGUCUUCCUGGGACCAUAAUCGCACUGUUUAGCAUACAUGAUGUUGAUUCUGGGGAGAAUGGUGAGACUUCAUGUUCUAUUCCGAAGAACUUGCCUUUCAAAUUAGUAAGGUCAGUUGAUAAUUACUAUCACCUAUUAACAACAAGAACUCUGGACAGAGAAGAGACUUCAGAUUAUAAUAUCACAGUAACUGUUACCGACCAUGGCACCCCACCCCUGUCUACAGAAAAUCAAAUUUCCCUGAAAGUAGCAGACAUCAAUGACAACCCACCUACCUUCUCUCAGGCCUCCUACUCUACUUCAAUCCCAGAGAACAACCCCAGAGGAGUUUCUAUCUUCUCUGUGACAGCCCAUGACCCUGACAGUGGUGAUAAUGCUAGGAUCACUUACUCCCUGGCAGAAUAUACAUUACAGGGAGUGCCUCUAUCCUCCUAUGUCUCCAUGAACUCAGAAACUGGUGUCCUGUAUGCACUACGUUCCUUUGACUAUGAGCAGUUAAGAGACUUGCAGCUACUGGUGAAAGCCAGUGACAGUGGGAACCCUCCACUCAGCAGCAACGUGUCACUGAACUUAUUUGUGCUGGAUCAGAAUGACAACAUCCCUGAGAUCCUGUACCCCACCAUUCCUACUGAUGGUUCCACUGGUGUAGAGCUGGCACCCCGCUCUGCAGAGCCUGGAUACCUGGUGACCAAGGUGGUGGCAGUGGACAGAGACUCAGGACAGAAUGCCUGGCUGUCCUACCGCCUGCUCAAGGCCAGCGAACCAGGGCUCUUCUCAGUGGGGCUGCACAAUGGUGAGGUGCGCACAGCACGGACGCUACUGGAUAGAGAUGCUCUCAAGCAGAGCCUCCUGGUGAUUGUUCAGGACCAUGGCCAGCCCCCUCUCUCGGCCACUGUCACACUCACAGUGGCCAUGGCUGACAGUAUCCCUGAUGUUCUGGCCAAUCUGGGUAGCAUCAAGCCCCCUUCCUACUCUGAUGAUUCAGAGCUUACACUCUACCUUGUGGUAGCAGUGGCUGCAGUCUCUUGUGUCUUCCUGGCCUUUGUCAUUGUGAUGCUGGCGCUUAGACUAAGACGCUGGCACUCAUCACGCCUGCUCCAGGUUUCCAGAGGCAGGUUGGCAGGCAUGCCCACCUCCCACAUUGUGGGCAUGGAUGGGGUGCAGGCUUUCCUGCAGACCUAUUCCCAUGAGAUCUCCCUCACUGCAGACUCCAGGAAGAGCCACCUGAUCUUUCCCCAACCCAACUACGCAGACACUCUCAUUAGUGAACAGAGUUGUGAGAAAAGUGAACCUCUUCUGGUGUCUGAUAAGGCAAAUGCAAACAAAGAAGAACCAGGAGUUGCUCAGGUUAGUUCUUUCUUACAGUAA